ACUACUAUUUCAAAUUAAUUUUCGGUUUUUUUAAUUUUUUUUCUCAUCCCAACCCUACACAUUCUGAAGAGCGCCCUUUUACAAUCGAUACACACAGAAAGAACGCUCUUCUUUUCUCUCUUUGCCUACAAAAUAUAAAGCGUCAAGCUAUAUAAUAGCAUGAUAAAGCUUCAAAUUAUAUAGCUAUAUAGCUUUACACAAAGAAAUCUAAAACCCUUGCUAAAUCUUUAGCUUCAAUGCUUUUUCCAUCACUUGAUUUUCGAUGUUUUUUCCUUAAAAAAAACAGUCUUUUUAUUAAAUUCCCCAGGAGGUCUCUUUUAGCCUCAUUUCAGUUAGUUUCUUCAUUUACUACCCUUAUUGCUGCAAAUGAAAUAGACCCCAUUUCUUAUCCAUCUUUAAAAGUCCCAGCUUUCAAAGAAAAAGCCAAGCUUGAAAGAACCAAAAGGUUAAAACUUUACUCUAAGAUUCUACAUGAUUGUGCUUCAAAAGGGUCUUUGAGUCUGGCCAAAGUUGUUCAUAGGAAGAUAAUAGAGAAUGGGUUUGAACCGGAUUUGCAUUUAUGGAACUCUUUACUGAAUGUCUAUGCCAAAUGUGGGAGCUUUGGAUAUGCUCGUAAAGUGCUUGAUAGAAUGCCUCUACGAGAUGUUGUGUCUUGGACUGCUCUGUUUUCUGGUUUAGUUAAUGAAGGGUAUGGAUCUGAUGUGUUGCGUUUGUAUUGUUUUAUGAAGAAAGAUGGUAUUCUGCCAAAUGGCCAUUGCUUAGUAACUGCUUUGAAAGCUUGUUCUUUGAGUUUAGAGUUGUUUCUUGGGACACUGUUGCAUGGAGAAGGUGUUAAAGUUGGAAUUUUGUUGGAUGUUUUUGUUGGGUCUUCUCUUGUUGAUCUUUAUGCGAAAUGUGGUGAGAUAGAACUCGCAGAGAGAGUGUUUGUUUGCAUGGAUAAAAAGAAUGUCGUGUCAUGGAAUGCAUUACUUAAUGGAUAUGCUCUAAAGGGUAAUGCAGGAAAGGUUUUGAAUUUGUUUCAAGGGAUGACGGAAUCUGAAUUGAGGUGUAGUAAGUUUACUUUGUCAAAUGUGCUCAAGAGUUGUACAUACUUGGGAAACUUAACAUGGGGCUUGGUUGUGCAUUCUUUGGUAAUUAAGACUGGUUGUGAGCAUGAUGAAUUUGUCGGUUGCUGCCUUCUUGACAUGUAUUCAAAAUGUGGACUGGCUGAGGAUGCACUCAAGGUCUUUAAAAGGGUUCAAGAACCCAACAUAGUAGCCUGGAGUGCAAUGAUUGACUGCCUUGAUGAACAAGGCCAGAUUCAAGAAGCAGCUACUAUGUUUUGCCUAAUGCGACACAAAGGGGUAAGCCCCAAUCAGCAUACUUUUGCCAGCAUUAUUGGUGCUGCCAGUAAUAUGGGUGAUCAGUUCUAUUGUGAAGGCAUUCAUGCAUGUAUACUUAAAUAUGGCUUUGAAUCUGAAAACUUUUUGAGUAAUGCACUUAUUGCCAUGUAUAUGAAAAUCAGGUCUGUCCAAAAUGGUUGGCAGGUGUUUAAGGAAAUGAAUUCUUGGAAUUCAGCAUCAUGGAAUGCCCUUCUUUCUGGAACGUGUGAUGAUAAAACUUGUGAUCAGGGACCAAGUAUCUUUCACAAGAUGCUUGCUGAAGGUUUUAGGCCUGACAUCUGUACGUUUACUAGCAUUCUAAGAUCUUGUUCCAGCCUUUUAAAUCUAAAAUUUGGACAGCAAGUGCAUGCCCAUAUAAUAAAGAAUGGCCUCAAUGAUAAUAAUUUAGUGGGAACAUCUCUUAUUGACUUGUAUGCCAAAAGUAAAUCCUUGGAGGAUGCGGAGCUACUUUUUAGUCAAUUGAUUGAGAUAGAUCUUUUUUCCUGGACAGCGUUGAUUUCUGGUUAUGUUCAAACUGAUCAUUUGGAGAAGGCUAUCAAUUGCUUCGAUCAGAUGCAAAGGCAAGGUGUGAAACCCAAUGAAUUCACUCUUGCAACCUGUUUGAGUAGUUGCUCCAAGAUGGCAAUGUUGGAAAAUGGGCAGCUGCUUCAUUGUUUGGCAAUUAAGGCUGGGCAUUCUGCUGACCUGUUUGUAUCUUGCACAAUUGUAGAUAUGUAUGCCAACUGUGGCUGCAUAGAAGAAGCUGAAGCUGCCUUCCAGGCCAUGUUGUCACCAGAUAUUGUAUCAUGGAACACAAUGUUAUUUGGAUACUUGCGACAUGGGAAAGGAUUGAAGGUUUUGGAAACUUUUAGGACAAUGUUAGAUAAAGGCCUUGAGCCAGAUGAGGUUACAUUCUUAGCAGUUUUAUCUGCAUGUAGUUAUAUGCGUUUGCUUGGAGAAGGCAAAGAGCACUUUGACUCUCUGACCAAUGUUUAUGGAAUAGUACCUACAAUCGAGCAUUGUGCUUGUAUGAUUGAUAUUUUAGGUCGAGCUGGAAAAUUUAAUGAGGUUGAAAGCUUUAUCAAGGACAUGAAGGUUACAUCAAAUCCCUUGAUUUGGGAGACAGUUCUUGGCACUUGUCGACGGCAUGGAAAUGACAAAUUUGGUGAAAUUGCUGCGAAGAAACUCUUUGAGCUUGACCCUGGUACAGCCUCCCAUUACAUAUUACUAGCAAAUAUUUUUGCUGCCAAGGGUAGGUGGGAGGAUGUCCAAAGAGUCAGGGCAUUGAUGACUAGUCGUGGUGUUAAGAAAGAACCUGGGUGUAGUUGGGUGAUGGUUAAUGGCCAACUGCACAUCUUCAGGUCUGCAGAUGGUUCGCAUCCAAAAAGCAGGGAAAUCUAUAUAAAAUUGAAGGAGCUUGUAGAGAAGGUUAUUUUAGCUGGUUAUGUGCCUAAGACAGAACAUAUACUCCAUAAUGUCAGUGAUGGAGAAAAAGUGGAACAACUCUUUUAUCAUAAUGAAAGGUUGGCCCUUGCUUUUGCCCUUAUAAGCAUCAACCCUGUGAAAACAAUUCGAAUAUUCAAAAAUUUGAGUGUAUGUGAAGACUGCCAUGAUUUUAUGAAGCUUGUCUCUGGCAUCAUAGAACAGGAGAUUGUUGUUCGUGAUGUGAAUUGUUUCCAUCACUUCAGGUGCGGCAUUUGUUCAUGUCAAGAUUAGUGGUGAUUUUGCUGUAGUCAUCCAGCAAAAAGGUCCUUUAUCACCCGGACUUUCUAAAAAUUUUCAAGUUGAUUCUAAUAUGGAGUUAUCCUUGUUUGAGGACCUCAAUUUCUGGAGGUAUCUCAUGUUCAAAUGAUGGCUUCCGAUCUUGGUCAUAGACAGCCAAUUCGCCUCAUUGCUUAUCACUACCACGGCUAAUGUUGUAUGGAAUUAUAAUUCUCUAUGUGAAGGUCUUUCUUUGACAAGUGACUAGAUUAGCAACCAGAUUUGCAAUGUUUGAUUUCACAGUGAAUGUUUAUGUAAGAUAUGGGAGUUUCAGGUUUUCUUGUCCGUACACCGAGUUACAUUGCUUCCUUUUGUUCAUUUAUGCUUUCUUUCAUUCAUCGAGCUACUUUUAUUUGCAUUGUGUUUAUUAGAUCUUUUUCUUUUUUUCUGUUUCCUUAGAGGUUUGGCUGAUAUAUGAUUCCACUAGACAGGGAUAUGUUGGAGAACUCAUCAUGGCAUUGCAGUAUAACAAGCUGGACACCAAAUGAAACUUGCAUUGCAUGUUUGGACCAUCAAGGCUUGCAGUAAGUAUGCUAUUUUUCUUUAUGUGAUCCAUAAGCUUCCUUGUGCAAAACUUCUGUCACUUUUUGUUUAUUUGGUUCAGAAACUAACAAAACAUUCUUCAAAUCAAGUGAUCCGGAUAUCAUCGUAUGCUUUCAUGAUCAUAAGUUGAUGCUUAAUUCAUUGUUAAAAAAGGCUUGCUCGGGACGUACCCUAAAGGAACACAAGACUGCAGUUUCUGUUUACAACACCCUUUGCUGGUUUUUCUUCCUUGAUGUCAGUGACUUUGAGAGCUAAGAAGCUGCUCAGGGCCUCCGGGAAUGGCUUUUACCCUUGAAAGUGGCAGAGCCUGCACCAAUUUUGGAGUUUUAAAUGAUCUCUUGUUCUAUUUUUCCUUGGAAAAACCUUUGUAAUUCUUCAGAAAAUGUGUUUCACAGCUUAAGAGACAAAGUGAGAGAGUUUAUGAUUCCAUUUUAAUCAUGUAAAAUGGAGUAACAAAAUAUUUAUUUUUCUUGUUGCUCUUCAUUUUUAUAUACCUUUUCUUUUUUAUAAAAUAAUGUUCGGGGCAAGUCAUAAAUUUUGAAAGUGGAGAAUGAACAUUUGUGGAUUAUCUUAUGUUC
Molecule: messenger RNA, 4243 nt
Organism: Durio zibethinus
Lineage: Eukaryota; Viridiplantae; Streptophyta; Magnoliopsida; Malvales; Malvaceae
Product: pentatricopeptide repeat-containing protein At4g14850-like
Biological process (GO): RNA modification
Cellular component (GO): intracellular membrane-bounded organelle
Molecular function (GO): zinc ion binding; RNA binding; protein binding
Source: RefSeq, a predicted model, not a curated record